Messenger RNA from Saccostrea cuccullata (small rock oyster), 3126 nucleotides. Its product is annotated as leukotriene-B4 omega-hydroxylase 3-like. NCBI's taxonomy places the organism in Eukaryota, Metazoa, Mollusca, Bivalvia, Ostreida, Ostreidae. The transcript is spliced from 12 exons. Bases 11 to 1549 code for a protein of 512 amino acids. The record is from RefSeq and is a predicted model, not a curated record. Gene Ontology annotation, molecular function: heme binding; iron ion binding; monooxygenase activity.
AGUGUAAACAAUGGCAGUCCUGGGUCUUUCUCUCCUGUCCUCCUGGUGGUCAUGGAUCAGUUUUGGAUUCAUGGCUGUCCUGUUUUAUGUCAUCUUCAGAGUGACUUUGGCCUAUAUGGACUAUCGUACUUGGGCCCACUUCUACAAUGAUCUCCCUGGGGAUCCCUACCCCAGCAGACUCCUAGGGCACCUGCUGAUGUAUCCCGGGCCUAAUGAGGAGGGACUGAAAUUCCAGAUGGAGCGCUGUGACAGGUACCCCAUGUUUCACUUACUGUGGAUUAGCUUCAGACCAGUGUUAAUUCUUCAUCAUCCAGAAACAGUUAAAGUUCUUCUAAAAUCUACAGAGCCAAAACCUCGCCAGCUAGGUACAGUAUAUAUCUUGGGUCUGGAUUGGCUGGGAGAGGGUUUACUUAUAGCUAAUGGACAGAAGUGGGCGCGGAAUCGCAGGCUCCUGACCCCAGCAUUCCAUUUUGAUAUUCUACAAUCUUACAUAGGCCUCAAAAACAAAGCUGCUUCCGUUCUGGUGGACAAGAUAGAUAAGCAGGUGGAAGCAGGGAAGAGUUUUGAGUUGUUUUCUUUCAUUGGCCUGGCCUCUCUAGAUAUAAUACUCCAGUGUGCAUUUUCCUUUGAGAGUAACUGUCAACAGUUAGGGGACACACAUCCAUAUGUCCACGCUGUUAACGUGCUGUCUGAUAUCUGGGUGGCUAGGUCUUUAAAGCCUUGGUUUUACUCUGACUUUUUGUUCAGUUUGUCACCCAGUGGACGAGAGUUCAGAAAGAACUGUGAUUAUGUGCAUAAAGUGGCAGAGAAUAUUAUUAAAAAGAGAAGAAAAAGUUUAAAAGAAGAUGGACCAAAUCCAAAAACUCGUCACCUAGACUUUCUGGACAUUUUAUUGACAGCAAGAGAUGAAAAUGACAAAGGACUGACCUCACUAGAAAUCAGGAAUGAGGUGGAUACAUUCCUGUUUGAAGGCCAUGAUACAACUACGAGUGGCAUGUGCUGGACUCUGUAUUUACUGGCCAAACAUCCUGAGCACCAGGAUCUCUGUCAGAGAGAGACAGAUGAUCUUCUGAAGGGUCGAGACAACAAGGAUUUAGAAUGGGCCGACCUAUCUAAGCUUAGUUACCUGACUCAGUGUAUAAAAGAGAGCAUGCGGCUCUACCCCCCAGUGACCUUUAUACAGCGGGUCACAACUAAGGAGACAGUGUUAGAUGGCCAUCCCAUUCCAGAAGGCACCACCAUGGGAAUUCAGAUUUAUAACCUCCAUCAUAACAAGGCAGUCUGGGAAGACCCGUACGAGUUCCGCCCCAAUAGGUUCUCCCCCGACAAUGAAAAGAAUGACAGCUUUGCUUUUGUACCUUUCUCAGCAGGUCCCAGAAAUUGUAUUGGCCAACACUUUGCAAUGAAUGAAAUGAAAAUCAUUCUUGUUCAUAUUUUACAAAGAUAUGAGUUGACAUUGGAUCCAGCUCAUGAAGUUAAUAUUAAGAUCGGGGUUGUAUUACGAACAAAGAAUGGAAUAAAAGUCCAAGCAAGGAGAAGGGAUGUAUGAAAAAUCGGAAGCUUGCAUGUAUCUUUCAGGGAGCAGUUAUACAUGGAGUGUUACUUCACCAAACAAGACUUUCAGGCUUUAUUACGACAGAUUUGUUAUCUAUUCCUCACUGGUAAAUUCAUGUAUUAUUGUUAUUACAUGGGUUUAAAUUCACUGAAUAGUUAUUUAUAUCUAUUUUAUUUGACCCAGUUAUCUUUAAAUUUGAGCUAGUUUUUAUUAUGACUUCAGUGUAUACUGUUCUUAUAUGUAUGAUCUUUCCAUGUUUGUUAAAAUUUUAUGACUGUUGAGUCAGUAAUAUUGAACUACAUUUAAACUUCAGUUAAUUUAAUUAAUUUAUUUGACCUAACAAUAAGGUACAUCUAUUGACAAUUCCUUGCCAUAUCAUAUCAGUUCCAUUCCACUGUUAAUGAACCUCCAGUUAUAUAGCUAGUCUAGAUUUUAUUCAUUCCAUUAUUUACUUAAACAAAUACGCAGUGCUGUUAUUUAUUCAUUUUUGUUUUGUAUUUUUUAAGCAAUAUUCCAUGAAUGAUUUUUUCCUGAAAUAUUUAUUAUGAGAUUUACAACAAUUUUAGUUUUGAAUGUAAUUUUUUACAUUACUCAACAAUUUAUCCAUUGAUGAGAAUUUUAUGUACAUAAACAUAAUUAUAUAGGUUCUGAGUUCAUUUUGUGAGAGAUUUACAAUAAGGAAACUGAGAAUUUACAAUAAGUAAAGAAAUCUAAUACCUUUAUUUAGGAGCUUCUGUCUUGGAUUUUCAAAAAAUGUGCUGAAGUUCAAAAAAAAAAUGUGCUAAAGUUAAAAAAAAAAGCUGACACAAUUUUAACCAAUAGGCAACUUACCCAUAGGGAGAUUUGAAAAGUAGAACAAUUAGAAUAAUUCAUUAUUACAAAUUCUAAUCAUUUAUACCUGUAGAAAUAUAUUUUGAAAGGUGCUUUGUCUAUGUAAGAAUAAAUUCUUCGCUGUGUGUGAGGAUAUUUUUUUUUGAGGGCAUGUUCUAGUCAAGUAAAAUUAGUUGUUUUCUCCAAAUCCUGUCAUUUUUAAAUAACCAUUUUUUUUUUCAAAUUAUGGAUCCUUAUUAGAUUUGGCUAAAAUUUUACAUAAUGAACAUAUGUGCAUAAAAAAAAAAACUUCCUAAGAAGCAUAUGCAUUUUUUUUUUGGUAUUUUUUUACGACUUUGAACUUUAUACUGAUACUGAGGCAAUAUCUUGUUAUUCAGAGACAUCUUAGAGCUAAGUUUUGUCCAGUAUAUGAAGGCACAAUUUUCAUUGGAAUUUAAAGGAUAAAAAAAACUUUCAAGAACAGAAGGGCUGAAGUUACUAGGGGAACAUUGUAAAGUUUUUGCCAUGGUUACAAAAAAGUGGAGUAAUAUGAAUUUUUUUAACUGUUCAAAAUUGGUUUGUAGCAUGUCUUUUUUGUCAAAUACUGUAUCUUUUAAGUUUCAUCUUGACAUACUCUAGAAGUUAAUUUUAGUUUUACCAUGCAUAAUUAACAUUCACUCUAUUGUGCAACAUUCACUCUUUUGUGCCAAAUUAUUUAUAUUGAUAUGUGAUAUAAAGGAAUAAAGAGUGCUCAAUCAGUA